Molecule: messenger RNA, 1318 nt
Organism: Mytilus californianus (California mussel)
Lineage: Eukaryota; Metazoa; Mollusca; Bivalvia; Mytilida; Mytilidae
Product: outer membrane protein IcsA autotransporter-like
Exons: 2
Coding region: 74-832 (252 amino acids)
Source: RefSeq, a predicted model, not a curated record
GUAUACAUGUAAUUAAGUAGUUACAACAUUCUACGUGUAUUGCUCUGUGCAAGAAGCACAUUUUAAAGAAAAGAUGAACAUCUCAAUAAUUAACAUCGGGGUGAUUUUGGUCCUUGGCAUUUUUAACAAAUGUUCAUGUCAAGGCUACUAUGGAGAUAAUUAUUACAGAGGACACGGAAGACUUUCAAGACAAAGACCGCAAUCAUACAGUAGAGAUUGGGAAAGUCUGUUUAGAACGGAAGCCAUAGAACAAAGUCAACCAUUCAAUGCUGACAAAGUUAACAUCAAUAUAAAUGUCAAAGGAGGCGGAGGUGGUGGGGGAGGUGGAAUCGAACCAGGUGGAAAUGGUGGAAAUAUCAUCACUAAUUUAUUUAUUAAGAAAAUCAAAACGGUUCAUACUAAAGAAGGAACAAAAGUCAUAAUAAAGCCUGGUGAUGGACGAACAUUACAAGCGCUUAAACUAAUGAUCGAAGGAGGAGGUGGCGGUGGUGGGGGCGGAAUAGGAAAGGGUGGUGAUGGAGGAAGUAUAUUUACAAACUUGACCAUCAAAACAUUUAAGACUGUUUUUAGAGAUGGAAUAAAUAUCACUACUGCUAAAGAUCAAAACCCUCUAGAAGGACUCGGUCUGAUUAUUAAAGGCGGUGGUGGCGGUGGCGGAGGUGGACCAGGUCCAGGUGGCGAUGGUGGUGACUUGAUUACAUCUAUUGUCAUAGAGAAUGUAAAGGAUGUCACUUUAAAUGGAACUUGGACAAGUGAAGACAGAAAGGCAUGGAAAUUACAAAAGAUGUUAAAGAGACAAAAGAAUAGACAGAGGAGAAAAGAUGGGACAUAGGGAUUAACUAAAUAAUAUUGUGAAGAAAACACGACAAUGAUAAUUCUACGUGAAAUUCACGAUUAAAGGGCUUCAUCCAACGUCACAAAAUUCCAUAUGACGUCAACAAAGGCUAUUCAUGAAUAAUUUGUACUGAUAAUUCAGAUUUAAUUCAUCCGAAAGUAUGCUAGUACUAUACUUAUAUCAGUUCUCUUAGAUAGGUAUUCCAUUCCUUCUGUUUUUAUGUUUGUUGUUUUCUGUGUUUCGUGCCAAACUGAUGAGUCAAGCCAUUUCCUUUUUGUUUUUAUGUUGUACUGUUUUAACAAUGUCAGACUUAACAACACCAUUUUUUUGUGUGUCUAUUCAAAAUCAGGAGCAUGUAAUUCAGUGGUUGUCGUUUGUUGCCGCUUGUUGCCGUUUGUUGUAUUUAGUUUUUGUUUUUGGUUUUGGGAUAACAAACCGUUUUAUGAAUUUUAUAAAGAAGAAAUUAUGCAUAAUCCAUGAUUA